Messenger RNA from Pipistrellus kuhlii (Kuhl's pipistrelle), 1320 nucleotides. RefSeq names its product transcription initiation factor TFIID subunit 4-like. Lineage: Eukaryota; Metazoa; Chordata; Mammalia; Chiroptera; Vespertilionidae. The record is from RefSeq and is a predicted model, not a curated record. The coding region runs from base 45 to 1010 and encodes 321 amino acids. The transcript has 2 exons.
CACAGGCGUGCACUGGGGCCAGGGCCCGGGGUCCUGCACUCAGGAUGGGGAAGGACAGUCUCUCCUCUCCGGGGCUGAGGGUGGGGGUGGGGAGCGUCGCCUCCGUGGGCCAGACCCAGAGCCGGGAGCUUGGGGUGCAGAGGCUGAAGGAGAAGGGUCCUUGGCCUUUGUCGCUCCCGUCGUCCCGGCAGGAGGGGGAGAGCCGCCGAUGCCUGCUGGCUCUGGGCAGCGGCUGCGGCGUGAGGCGCUCAACACCCGGCUCUCCCCCUCCUCCAACUGCGGGCUCUCUCCCCUCCAAUGAUCCGGACGAGGCGGGGCGGGGGCUCUGCCUUCAGGCCUCGGGAUGCCGGGCGCUGGCCCCAACCCACCCCCCCUGCGCCCACUCUCCAGCCGCGGGAGGCGGGGGCAGGCCGGCGCGGGGCUCUCAGUCCACCUCUGGGGGUGCCAGCUCCGGCCGCUGGGACCCGGGCCCUGGCUCCGGGCUCCAGCGGCUCCGCCCCCUCCUGCGCCUGCGCGGGCGCCGUCCGCUACGCAAACUGCGCGGGUCUCACCGCGGCCCCGGCCGCGCCCGGCGCGCAGCCGUCCGAGAACGGGCGCGGGCUACGCCGCCGGCGGUGCCGGGGUUACGCGGGGCGGCGGGCGGCCGAGCGCCGGGUGGGCCGGGCCCGGAGCCGCCGGUUCCCACGGCCCUCUCCCCCCAUCCCCAGGCCGAGAGGGCGGCAGCGGCUUCCCCUCGCCCCGUCUCCGAAGGAAACUUCCGCCCACAGCCAAGAUGGCCCUCGGGCCCCGCCCUCUGGGACGGAGCCCGCGCCCCCCGCCGCCCCCGGGGGCGCCCGCCCUCCGCCCUCGCGGGGCGCGGCUCCCGCUCACCUGGUCCGCCGCCCGCGGGGCGCAAAGUCCCCCCGAGCCGCGCGGCCACCCGCACGGGGGCCCUAUCCCUCCCGCGGCGCCGCGACAGUCAUCCUGCCGGGGAGGCGCCCGCUUAUCUCCAGGCUCCCCGGACUGACUGACGCGCGGGGAGUGCCCUGAGGCGUGCGGUGCGGGGCGAGGUCCCCCGUGGGGAGGCGGGGCCCGGCCCCCGGAGCGGACCGCGUCGUGACCGUGACCGCAGCGGCGAGGCGCCCGCGCUGGGCUCGAUGGGGCUUUGCUAGGUGCUUUCGCCGCCGCGCUCCGCACUCGGCUUACACAGCGCCCGGGCCCCUGCGGGAGGGGUCGUUAUCCCCAUCUUUCAGGGUCGGGAACUAAGUCCCGGAGGGGCUGAAGGACUUGUCAGCGGAAGCCAGACCCCGGAGGACCCCCCACCCGCUCCCACCCGCGCCC